Conger conger (European conger) is the source of this 1425-nucleotide messenger RNA. Its product is annotated as beta-crystallin B1-like. Gene Ontology annotation, biological process: visual perception; lens development in camera-type eye. Gene Ontology annotation, molecular function: structural constituent of eye lens. The record is from RefSeq and is a predicted model, not a curated record. NCBI's taxonomy places the organism in Eukaryota, Metazoa, Chordata, Actinopteri, Anguilliformes, Congridae. The transcript has 6 exons. The coding region runs from base 37 to 702 and encodes 221 amino acids.
CAGAGAGUUCACUCCCACACACAGAGAGCAGUCAUCAUGUCAUCCAGUGGAGAGAAGUCCUCUAAGGCUCCAUCCCAGACUGAUGGGAAGACCGCUCAGAGCAAGAAGUCUGAGAUGGGUAUGAUGUCAUACAAGAUGUGCGUCUUUGACCAGGAGAACUUCCAGGGCAGGUGCAUAGAGAUCAACAUGGAGUGUAUGAAUGUGUGUGACAUGGGCAUGGACAAGGUGCGCUCUCUGCGUGUUGAAUGUGGCCCCUUUGUGGGUUAUGAACAGAUGAACUUUUGUGGGGAGAUGUACAUCUUGGAGAAGGGAGAAUACCCCCGAUGGGAUUCCUGGAGCAACUGCUACAGGAACGACUUCCUGCUGUCCUUCAGGCCUGUCAGAAUGGAUCCUGAGAAGCAUAAGAUCUGUCUGUACGAGGUUGGAGAGUUCAAGGGGCGCAAGAUGGAGAUCAUGGACGAUGACGUUCCCAGCCUGUUCUCCUAUGGCUUCACAGACAGAGUGGGAAGCAUCAUUGUGAGCUGUGGAACGUGGGUCGGGUACCAGUACCCUGGUUACCGUGGCAGCCAGUACCUGCUGGAGAAGGGUGACUACAGGCACUUCAAUGAGUAUGGUGCCCGCUGUCCACAGUUCCAGUCCGUCAGACGCAUCCGGGACAUGCAGUGGCACCAGCACGGUUGCUACACCAUGGCCAGCAAGUGAGGAGGAGGCUGAAGAAGAGGAGGGAGGAGAGGGAAAGGGAGGGAGAGUCAUUUCAGACAAUUUUACAACCUGGCCCAGAGAGGCAGCAGGGGUAGAAAGAUGUGGUAGCUGUUAUUAUUUUAUUAUGUGGUACCAACUCCCUUUCCUACUGAUCACACCCAUGCUUUAAUGAGAAAUAGGCCUGAUUUGUUUUAGUCUUGUUGCAGAGUGGUCUAUCUCUCUGUGAAGAUGGAAGCAUCUUAAUAGAUUUUAAUGAAAAGCACAUGACCACACACACACACAGACUCACAGAUCACACACAUAUUAUAUAUACAUACUUAUACAUGAAUAAAAUAUUGAGAUAUAUCCUCACAGAAAUAUGUGAGCUAACAGAUCAGUCCUCCCCUCUCUCUCUCUCUCUCUCUCUCUCUCUCUCCCUUGCUCUUUCUCUAAACUCUACUCUUUCGAUUCCUUUCUUCUCUAUAUUUGCUUUUUCCCAUCUCCCUUCUUUUUUGUCCUGCAAAUAAUUCUUUCACCUGCUCUCCAACGCAGAAAAUCAAAGGGAAAAAGAAAGAAGGGGAGAAAUAUCUAGUUUUGACUGGUGAUUCUCAGGUCAGGAUCUGCCAUUGUGCAGUGGAAGCAUGCGCCUUCACUCCCUCCAUUUAAAACCCUGUUUAAAUCAUUUCAUUCAGCCUCAACGGAUCACUGACCGCUUUUCAAUAAACAAUAAUAUUUGACCUAAUA